AUGACUCAAAUUAAGUAUAUGCUAUUGAUUUCAAGACAAGGUAAAGUAAGAUUGCAAAAAUGGUACGUUUCUUUACCAAAUAACGAAAAGACUAAGAUUAUUAGAAAUUUAACAUCAAUUGUGUUGUCUAGAAAGGCUAAAAUGUGCAAUAUUGUUGAAUUUGGAGAUCAUAAAGUGGUAUAUAAAAGAUAUGCAAGUUUAUAUUUCGUUUGUGGAAUAACACAGGAGGUUGAUAAUGAACUGUUAACAUUAGAAGUAAUACAUAGAUUUGUUGAGACCAUGGAUACAUAUUUUGGAAAUGUAUGCGAGUUAGAUAUUAUAUUCAAUUUCGAGAAGGCUUAUAAUAUAUUAGAUGACAUGUUGAUGUGCGAUGGAUCACUAGCAGAAUCGAGUAAAAAGGAAAUUUUAAACCAUGUAAAGACAAUGGAUACCAUGGAACACAAUGAUCAUUUGGAUAGAGUAUUAAGUUGA
Molecule: messenger RNA, 471 nt
Organism: Vanderwaltozyma polyspora DSM 70294
Lineage: Eukaryota; Fungi; Ascomycota; Saccharomycetes; Saccharomycetales; Saccharomycetaceae
Gene: APS1
Product: Aps1p
Exons: 1
Coding region: 1-471 (156 amino acids)
Biological process (GO): intracellular protein transport; vesicle-mediated transport
Cellular component (GO): AP-1 adaptor complex; membrane coat; intracellular membrane-bounded organelle
Molecular function (GO): clathrin-cargo adaptor activity
Source: RefSeq, a predicted model, not a curated record